AUGCGCUCUGGAAUAGCUUCAAAAGCGCUCCAGGUUGUCAACAGUUUCUUCAGCCAGCCCGAGUAUGCCAGUAACUACAUGAAAAUCUUAGACUAUGCUACAUGGGCUGGUACUCGACUUGAGGACAGACCUGCAUUCUAUGCUGAACUGUCGCCGCGCAAUGUCAAACCCAGCUCUGAGAACUAUGUGCCUCCAUCAAAAAGAGCCAAAUUGCAGAUUGAUUAUGGCCAUCCUGUUGGGCUCGUUGGGCUAGUCUGUGCAGCAAUCAAGCAGGCUUUCAGGUAUUAUGUCAAGUUGGAAGGUGGGCCAUGGGUCAUUUUGCUCACCAAGGACAACAAAAAAUUCUCUGAAGAAAUGUGGGGAAACAUGUUAUGGCCUUUAUAG
Marasmius oreades (fairy-ring Marasmius) is the source of this 384-nucleotide messenger RNA. RefSeq lists its product as uncharacterized. The transcript has 4 exons. The coding region runs from base 1 to 384 and encodes 127 amino acids. NCBI's taxonomy places the organism in Eukaryota, Fungi, Basidiomycota, Agaricomycetes, Agaricales, Marasmiaceae. The record is from RefSeq and is a predicted model, not a curated record.